CACCGCGCGUACGGGUGGCCGGACAAGGUACUGGGAUGCAGCGACCUGCCGUACAGUGAGGACACGUAGGUGCCGAAGACGAUGACCCUCGUCGACAUCGAGAGCUUCAAGAAGGACUGGGUGGCUGCUGUCAAGAGAGCCUUGGACGUCGGCUUCGAUAUUAUCGAGAUCCACGUCGCCCACCGCUACCUCAAUAACUUCCUCUCCCCCGUCUCCAACACUCGCACCGACGCCUACGGCGGCCCCUUCGACAACCGCGUCCGCCUCCUCCUCGAGCUCUUCGACCUCACCCGCGCCCUCGUGCCCGCCUCGUACCCGCUCCUCGCCCGCACUACUUCUUGGUGAAUACAAACCUUCUGUGGGAGGCUCUUUCAGCUAUAUACG
Phialemonium atrogriseum is the source of this 384-nucleotide messenger RNA. RefSeq lists its product as uncharacterized. Gene Ontology annotation, molecular function: NADPH dehydrogenase activity; NADP binding; FMN binding. The record is from RefSeq and is a predicted model, not a curated record. The coding region runs from base 82 to 345 and encodes 87 amino acids. The transcript has 3 exons. Lineage: Eukaryota; Fungi; Ascomycota; Sordariomycetes; Cephalothecales; Cephalothecaceae. Gene Ontology annotation, cellular component: intracellular anatomical structure.